Molecule: messenger RNA, 2689 nt
Organism: Trematomus bernacchii (emerald rockcod)
Lineage: Eukaryota; Metazoa; Chordata; Actinopteri; Perciformes; Nototheniidae
Exons: 18
Coding region: 51-1955 (634 amino acids)
Biological process (GO): DNA catabolic process
Cellular component (GO): nucleus
Molecular function (GO): DNA nuclease activity
Source: RefSeq, a predicted model, not a curated record
GGACCCAAGUUCCCAUCAGCAAAAACACGUCGAUUUUGUUCAGCCUCACAAUGCUAUUGGAUAUUAAAGGUGUGUAUAGGUCCUGCCCUCUGGCCAUACACUCACACAACUUCCGCAUCUUCAAUCGAGCGAUAUCUCUUUGUUUUAUUGGAUUGGAUUUGUCAGAUUCAAUCAAAAUGAAGAUCGCUGCCUUCAAUGUGAAGAGACUGGGAUGGGAAAAAGUCAACAAAAAGGCCGUACGGGAAAUUAUCAUUAAGAUCAUGUCUCAGUACAGCGUGGUGGUGCUGCUGGAGGUGAUGGAUGAGACAGGUGGUGAUCCCAUGAAACUGCUCCUCCAACACCUUAAUGCAUAUGGAGAUAACAGAAGUAAUCCGUACGGCAUUCUGUGCAGUGAACCUCUGGGACCGGAGGGUAGCAGGGAGAAGUUUGUCUACUUCUACAGAAAGAAAGAAGUGAAGAUAGAAGACUCCUACCAGUACGUAGAAAAUGAUGAAGAUAAUGAAUAUGAUGAAGAUGAUGAAGAUGAAGAAGAUGUUGACGAGCUCGCCAGAGAGCCUUUCGCUGUCCUUCUCAAAUGUCCAAGCACAGUUGUGCAGAAUCUGGUGUUGAUCCCGGUCCACACCAAACCAAGUGACGCAGAGGCGGAGCUGAACGCUCUGCAUGAAGUGGUUGAAGAUGUGAGGGAAAGAUGGCAGAAUGAUAACAUUAUGAUUUUGGGAGACUUUAAUGCCGAUGGAAAGUAUCUCUCCAUGAGGAAGAAGGACUCGAUCCUCAUCUCCUCAGCUCCUUAUUAUUGGCUGAUAGACGAUGAUGUCGACACCACGACUAGUAACAAUAAUGACCACACCUACGACAGGAUUGUUGUUUACGGAGAGAGGAUGCUGAAGGCCAUCGUCCCCGACUCAGCCAUCGCCUACAACUUCGAGGAAGAGUUGAACUUGACAGAAGAAGAAACUCAGAGUGUCAGUGAUCACUACCCUGUGGAGGUGGAGCUGAAGGAGAAAGCUCUGAGAAAAAGGAAUCCAGGGACAACAGGGGUCAAAAUGAAGAUCGCUGCCUUCAAUGUGAAGAGACUGGGAUGGACUAAAGUCAACAAGAAGGCCGUACGGGAAAUUAUCAUUGAGAUUUUGUCUGAGUACAGCGUGGUGGUGCUGCUGGAGGUGAUGGAUGAGAGUGGUAAGGCCAUGAAACUGCUCCUCAAACACCUGAAUAACUAUGGAGAUAACAGAAGUAAUCCGUACGGCAUGCUGUGCAGUGAACGUCUGGGACGGACGACUUACAAGGAGAAGUUUGUCUACUUCUACAGAAAGAAAGAAGUGAAGAUAGAAGACUCCUACCAGUACGUAGAAAAUGAUGAAGAUAAUGAAUAUGAUGAAGAUGAUGAAGAUGAAGAAGAUGUUGACGAGCUCGCCAGAGAGCCUUUCGCUGUCCUUCUCAAAUGUCCAAGCACAGUUGUGCAGAAUCUGGUGUUGAUCCCGGUCCACACCAAACCAAGUGACGCAGAGGCGGAGCUGAACGCUCUGCAUGAAGUGGUUGAAGAUGUGAGGGAAAGAUGGCAGAAUGAUAACAUUAUAAUUUUGGGAGACUUUAAUGCCGAUGGACAGUAUCUCUCCAUGAGGAAGAAGGACUCGAUCCUCAUCUCCUCGGCUCCUUAUUAUUGGCUGAUAGACGAUGAUGUCGACACCACGACUAGUAACAAUAACGACCACACCUACGACAGGAUCGUUGUUUACGGAGAGAGGAUGCUGAAGGCCAUCGUCCCCGACUCAGCCAUCGCCUACAACUUCGAGGAAGAGUUGAACUUGACAGAAGAAGAAACUCAGAGUGUCAGUGAUCACUACCCUGUGGAGGUGGAGCUGAAGCAGAAAGCUCUGAGAAAAAGGAAUCCAGGGACAACAGGGGCAGCCCAGAAGAAGAAGCCUGGGCCGGCAGCGAAAAAGAGGAGAGGAGCGUAAACCAAGAGAAGAGGAACCAAUCUUCAAUAGAUAUCCUCUUAAAGUAGUUUAGUUAUUAGCUUUUAGUGUUGAGCGCUAUUUAAGUGUAUGAACAGAAUAGAGCUUGUAUUGCUUCUUGAUGUUUUUGAUGCAACCUGAAGUUCAGCAACAGAACAGUUUUCAGUAAUGUAGGACGCAUUUUGUUAAAUGAAAAUAUUUAACCUAAAUUCAUAGAAUCUAAAUGUUUUUCAAAUGAGGUAGAAGGUGAAGACUUCAUUUUAAGAUUUGUAAUCAAAGUAUUUUAACUAUUUGGUGGAAAAACAAGUUGCUUGAUUAGUUUGUUUGUGUUAUUUUGUGACUUUAGUUCAUUCAAAUUCACCUAUAUAACAAAUACACUAACUGAGAGACAGACAAGCAACUCCUGUGUUUUGCAAGGUAAAAUUACAGUUUUUUACAAUUAAAUCUGGUGGCUUCAGGGCUGUUUGUCAUCCAGGUAAAGCUUUUUAAAUAUUCUAAAUAUAGCCCUUUUUUAAAAUUGGCUAAAAUAUUUUGCUGACAACUAUACAGCAAUAUAUUUCUGAGCGUUCUGCUGACACUUUUCCUCCAAACUGACUAUUGAUAAAUACCUCGUCCACAUCACUUCAAAAUGUACCUUUAAACUAUAUUCACAGACGCAUGGCAGAACUUAUUAUAUCACUGCUUAUUUACUCACACUGCUUUUUGUUAACUGCAAUAAAAUUAAUCAUCCCAUUUGA